AUGUCAACAUGUCUGAAACAUGCGGACAAAGACAGCGAACGCACCAUCGCCUUCCCCGCCGUCGGUACGGGAGGUCUGGGUUAUCCUAAGGACGUCGUCGCCCGCCUGAUGUUUGAGGAAACACUGUCACACAGCAGGAACAACCCGGCAGGUGAUCUGGAAAAGGCCAAGUUUGUGGUCUACGAUCAGCUAAAUUUUGAGGCUUUUUUGUCCGAGCUUGGAGUGAAGAAUCUGGUAAAGACAAUACGCCAGGAACCGACCAAACCACCCCCACCUAAACCACAGAAGCCAGAGGUUUUGCUCGACAUCUACGCGGGCUGUAAGGAGGACGUAGAGUUUGCGACCAACAAGAUCCGCGAGACCGCCAACAGAGAGAGCAAAACUCACGACAUCACCGACAAGCACGGCUGA
Molecule: messenger RNA, 411 nt
Organism: Branchiostoma floridae (Florida lancelet)
Lineage: Eukaryota; Metazoa; Chordata; Leptocardii; Amphioxiformes; Branchiostomatidae
Product: protein mono-ADP-ribosyltransferase PARP14-like
Exons: 3
Coding region: 1-411 (136 amino acids)
Biological process (GO): negative regulation of gene expression
Cellular component (GO): nucleus; cytoplasm
Molecular function (GO): transcription corepressor activity
Source: RefSeq, a predicted model, not a curated record